GGGUCGGGAGGUGGAAGCUGGAGAGAGAGCUUUGUGGUUAGGAGCAUUUGCUCCUCUUGCAGAGGACCUGCGUUCGGUUCCCGGCACCCACACUUCAGGUCACGGCGCUGCAGCACCAGCGCCAGACAAUCUGGUGCCCUCUCGAAGCCUCUGGGGACACCUACCUGCCUAUAUGUGGCACACAUACACCGACAUCAUGAGAAUAUAAAAAGCUUCAAAAGAUUCCAAAGUGGGGCUAGAGAGCAGGCUUAUCAGUUCGAACCACGCGUGUAUGGUGUUUGCAGAGGAUCCAGGUUCCAUUCCCUGCACCCGUGUAAUCUGCACACCUGUCCUGUGGAAUCUUAACAUGUAAUAGCCGGCCUCAGACUCCUGUGACCUUCCAGCCACAGCCGCUCACCUGGGAUCACAGCCUCUGGGAUCACAGCCAGGAGCCGCCGAUCCUUGGAUUCACCCACUGAGGAAACAGGCGUGAAGGGUACUGCCUUCAGCGAAUGGUGCUUAUCUUAGCACUGGGAAGAAACUCAAAAGCUUUGGAGACUUGAGGAUUAGAUGGGGUUGACCGAUGUUGGGUGUCCCUCAGCUAUUGAAGAUCCCCCUUUGAACAGAGAAGAUGACUGCAGAAUUUAAAGAGACCAUGGGCAGACCCUCUUGGGGCCCAGUGAAGGUGAAAAAGGAAGACGAUGAGCAUGAAAGUGUCGGAAGUCAGGCAUCCAGCCAACAAGUGUACCCUAAGAAUGUCACUGUCUGUGCUCCAGGGGAAGUGUCAGAAGGGGAGGACAAGGGCCAGAAAAUGUUCUGGGACAUGGCAGUGGUCCUAGAAGCAACACAGGAGGCUGCUGCUGCUGCUGCACCCCGUGGGAGCUACGCACUAACAGGGACCCUGGCCAAGAGUGAAGUCCUGGAGCCUCCUGGGAACCCAACCCCACUGGGUACUGAAACCAAGAACCUACAGUUAUUGGUUCCUAAAACAGAGAUAUGUGAUGAAGCAGAAAUGCCCUCCAUGAUUUUAGGAAGACUCCAGAAAGGUGACCUUCAAGGACCCGAGCGAGGAGAAUCCUGUGAGAAGGGAAACAUGUUAAAAAGGCAGAGAAUAAAGAGGGGGAAAAGAGAUUUCAGAAAAGUGACAGUGAAAGACUGUCUGUUGCCUGAAAGCUUCAAAGAGGAAGACCAGGAAUCUAAGAAGGCUAGGGGAAAAUACAGCCUUAGUUCUGGUCCUGUUAAGAAUCAGAAAAUACAGCCUGGGCAAAAGCCUUUUACAUGUAGGGAGUGUGGGAAAGGCUUCAGUCAGAGUGCGAACCUUGUUGUGCAUCAACGGAUCCACACGGGGGAGAAGCCCUUCGAGUGUCAUGAAUGUGGGAAAGCCUUCAUUCAGAGUGCGAACCUUGUUGUGCAUCAGCGGAUCCACACUGGACAGAAACCCUAUGUUUGUGGAAAGUGUGGGAAGGCUUUCACUCAGAGUUCAAAUCUGACUGUACAUCAAAAAAUUCACUCCUUAGAAAAAACUUUCAAGUGUGGUGAAUGCGAGAAAGCUUUCAGUUACAGUUCUCAACUUGCUCGGCACCAGAAAGUCCAUAUAACCGAGAAGUGCUAUGAGUGCAAUGAAUGUGGAAAGACAUUUACUCGAAGCUCUAACCUCAUUGUCCAUCAAAGGAUUCACACCGGGGAGAAGCCUUUUGCCUGCAAUGAUUGUGGCAAAGCCUUUACCCAGAGUGCAAAUCUCAUUGUGCAUCAGCGAAGCCAUACUGGUGAGAAGCCAUACGAGUGUAAAGAUUGUGGGAAAGCCUUUAGUUGUUUUUCUCAUCUUAUUGUGCACCAGAGAAUUCACACUGCAGAGAAACCUUAUGACUGCAGCGAAUGUGGAAAAGCCUUCAGUCAGCUCUCUUGCCUUAUUGUCCACCAGAGAAUUCAUAGUGGAGACCUCCCUUAUGUGUGUAACGAGUGUGGGAAGGCCUUCACUUGUAGCUCCUACCUUCUCAUUCAUCAAAGAAUCCACAAUGGGGAAAAGCCUUAUACUUGUAACGAAUGUGGCAAGGCCUUCAGACAGAGGUCAAGUCUCACUGUCCACCAGCGAACGCACACAGGGGAGAAGCCCUACGAGUGUGCAAAGUGUGGUGCAGCGUUCAUUUCUAACUCGCACCUCAUGCGACAUCACAGAACCCAUGUUGUUGAGUAGCAAGAAGAGGACAAUUCCCUGCUGUUGGUCGUAACCUACUGCUCCUGUGGUCUACUCUAUUCUUCCUUUCUUGAAACAAGGACUGUGCUCUUUAGAGUUAUUUUUCUGGAAGAUAAUGUAAACACAUUUCAGAAACUAAUUUAAAGACAAUAAAACUUAAACACCUAAGAACCAA
Molecule: messenger RNA, 2348 nt
Organism: Meriones unguiculatus (Mongolian gerbil)
Lineage: Eukaryota; Metazoa; Chordata; Mammalia; Rodentia; Muridae
Gene: Znf35
Product: zinc finger protein 35
Exons: 4
Coding region: 611-2173 (520 amino acids)
Biological process (GO): regulation of transcription by RNA polymerase II
Cellular component (GO): nucleus
Molecular function (GO): DNA-binding transcription activator activity, RNA polymerase II-specific; RNA polymerase II cis-regulatory region sequence-specific DNA binding
Source: RefSeq, a predicted model, not a curated record